Molecule: messenger RNA, 1188 nt
Organism: Vicia villosa (hairy vetch)
Lineage: Eukaryota; Viridiplantae; Streptophyta; Magnoliopsida; Fabales; Fabaceae
Product: RING-H2 finger protein ATL67-like
Exons: 1
Coding region: 291-845 (184 amino acids)
Biological process (GO): protein ubiquitination
Molecular function (GO): transferase activity
Source: RefSeq, a predicted model, not a curated record
AUAGAAGAAAGUUGAAACCAAAACAAAACUUCCCAUUCACUCUCACUCUCUCUCUCUCUCUCUCCCAUACAAUUUAAUGCAUCCUAACCCCCUUAUUGAAAUUUGAAACUCGAGUCUCUCCACAAAAACCCAGUAUUAAAUGCAGCAGAUGAAACCCUCACCCACCCUUUACCCCUCAAAAAAAUAAUCCCAUCCUAACCCCUUAAUUUCCUCCCUCAAUUUCUCUUUCUCUCCCUCACAAUGGAGAAUUCCCUAUUCUCUCCUCCUCCUCUUCUUCCUCUCCUUUCUCCAUGUCCUCUCCUCACAGUUACUUCACCAACCUUGGCCUUGGCUACUCCAUAGCCAUAACCCUCGCUUUCCUCGUCCUCCUCGCCACUCUCUUCCUCUCUUUCUACCUAUGUUGCCGCACCAGCCACAACAACAACAACAACCCCAACAACAAUAAUCCCAACAACUACACUGAAGGUAUCGUUUUGUCACGUGACAUCUUCAUAUCUGAAACCGAUGAAGAAAACCAACUCGCAGAAGAAAACACCGUAGUCGGUCUAGAAGACAACGUGAUAAACUCCUAUCCGAGGUUUCAAUUCAACCGAGACAACGCAACAGUCUUAGGACAAAACACAACGUGUUCUAUUUGUUUGUGUGAGUACAAGGAUUCAGAGAUGAUGAGAAUGAUGCCGGAGUGUCGUCAUUAUUUUCAUCUCUGCUGUCUUGAUUCGUGGUUGAAGCUUAACGGUUCUUGUCCGGUUUGUCGGAACUCCCCGCUUCCAACGCCGUUGGCUACUCCGCUUCAAGAGGUUGUUCCGCUUUCUCAGUACGGUGCUGAUCGGAGACGAAGAAGGUGACUUUUUUAUAUAUAAAUAUAGUUAGAUUGAGAAUUAUUUUAGUCAGGAAUUGAAUUAAGAUGCUAUAUGAAUUAUUAGAUUUUUAUGAGAUUUAUGUUUGGAAUAUGUUUUAUGUAAGAAAUUUAGAAAAGAAAAUUAUUUGUGAAGAUUGUAAAGUCCAUUGUGAUCUGAUGCAGUUAUUGCGUUGCGCCCACUAUAUUGCGGCCGUUGCAGUAGCAUUAUAAUGCGUCUUUCUUUUGGUCAAAUUACGAAUUUACAUCGGUUAUGUAAAUCUGGAAAUCCAACGGUAUAAUUAGGAAUCUUACUCCUUGACAUAAUUACAAUUAAUUAUAGUUGGUGAAAU